CGUUUCUUGUUGGGCGAAUUCACACAAGUCAUCCCUGGUCUGUACUUUUUGUGUAUACUAAAUAUUUGUAUUGUUUAAAUCACCAAUGCAUUUAGGAGCGAUUAAACUAGCCCAGAAGCAAAGAGAAGCCAAGCUUGCAGCGGCUUUUCCUAAAGGAAUCCGUUGUCAAAAAUGUCUGGAAUUUGGACAUUGGAGUUACGAAUGCAAAGGUAAACGAAAAUAUGUCCACAGGUCUUCUAGAACACAAGUGAUGAAAAAAAAUAUGAACAAACUUGAGAAUGGCUCCAAUGAGCAAUCAUCAACAAAAAAUACUAAGCAAGAUUGCGUUGCGACUAAUAGUAAAACAAGCGAUUCGUCCAGUUCCGAUUCAUCAUCAGAUUCUGAUACAAGCGAUAGUGAAAGCAGUUCGAGCAGCAGUAGCAGCACUAGUAGUAGCAGCAGCAGUUGUAAUAUUAGUAGUGCCAGCAAAUCUGAUUUGUCUGAGAAUGAAAAUAGGAAAUCCAAAACAAAAAAACAGAGACAAUGUGAGCAACAUGUAAUCCGAAGCAAAAAAAAUAAGUCCGCAUGAAUGUUAUGAGUUAAAAAUUGAAUAAAUUUUGAA
Wyeomyia smithii (pitcher-plant mosquito) is the source of this 601-nucleotide messenger RNA. Its product is annotated as zinc finger CCHC domain-containing protein 10. NCBI's taxonomy places the organism in Eukaryota, Metazoa, Arthropoda, Insecta, Diptera, Culicidae. The transcript has 3 exons. The record is from RefSeq and is a predicted model, not a curated record. The coding region runs from base 86 to 568 and encodes 160 amino acids. Gene Ontology annotation, molecular function: zinc ion binding; nucleic acid binding.